Lottia gigantea (owl limpet) is the source of this 2019-nucleotide messenger RNA. RefSeq lists its product as hypothetical. The record is from RefSeq and is a predicted model, not a curated record. Gene Ontology annotation, molecular function: protein binding. The coding region runs from base 1 to 2019 and encodes 672 amino acids. The transcript has 17 exons. Lineage: Eukaryota; Metazoa; Mollusca; Gastropoda; Lottiidae.
AUGGCUUACAAGAUAUUUGAGUUGGAGAAUGUUAUUAAGUUAGAUCAGUGUAGAUUGAUAAAAUAUGAUGAACACUCAGAUUCGUUAGAGAAAUCCUACGAAGGUGAAGAGAUGACUGAUAUGUCUACGUUAUUAGGGGGCGUGAAAUCGAGUUAUACUUUUGAUUUAUUACUCGAGACUAGAACUGCUGAUCAAACUUUUACUGAAUACAAAUCUGGAGGUGUAACAGUUAAGGUGUUUGUUGUGGAUAUUGAAAGAGAAAUCAUCCACCCUCCUGUAAAUAUCCGUGCCUACCAUGUCCAAACUGUUAAAGAGUUCAAAAAUCUUGUAUCCCAGAAAUUGAAUUUACCUGCUGAAAAUAUGAGGGUUGUAUUCGAAAGAUUUCAUAAUGAUCUUCGUCUUUUAACCGUGCCAAAUAAAACACUGAAAGCAGAGGGAUUUUUUAAAAGCAAUAAGGUGUAUAUAGAGUGUAGUCAAAAGAAAGAAGAAAACAUGGAGAGUUUUCCACGAAGUAAAUUUUAUCAACUUCUAGAUCGUCAUCAAAAUACUAUUCGUGUUUAUGUUAAUUUACCAACAAAAGCUGUCGAGACACUUCGGAAUUCAGUCCGCUGGAAUCGGACGGUCGCAGCACUAGUCCCUAACCUCAGUGAUAAAUGUGAUGAUAUAGACAAUUGUGAUAUGAAUAAACUGGACAGUGGUGAACAUUGUGUAAAUAGUGACAAUGAAGAGAUAAAUCAACCGCUAACCCAAGACGGACUACAAAACAGUAUUCAAUUCAAUUUCAAAGUGUGGUUGCCACAUUUAGCGACACCUGGUUUAAACGACAGUACUGCUAGUGGUAGCGGUAGUAAUUCUGUAGUUAGUGAUACAACUAUAUCAAAUAGGAAAGAUGAAGAAGAAAAUUGGGAUUUAGAUACAAUACCAACAUCAUCUACGUCUACGCAGUCAGAAACCAGUUUUCAAGAUGAACCUGUAGAAGAUGUUAGGUUUUAUUUCUAUGUUGACGUUGAUGAAAAUCAAACUCCAGAUUCGAGAAGUCUGACAGUGUAUGUAGAUAAAAGAAUCAGUUUAGGUGCAUUCAAGAAAGAAUUGGAGAUGUACGUCGGAACCAAUUCUGAAAAUUUCAAAGUAUACAGAGUGUAUUCUAAUAACCAAGAAUUUGAAAGUAUUAGACUCUCAGAUACAUUAACAUUUCUAGAGGAUGGAAGAUUGAAUAUUAAGUUAGGUAGAGCGUUACAAGCCGGUGAACAUAGAGUGAAAGUUUAUCAACUACUAGUCAAUCAACCUGAGCCGUGUAAAUAUCUAGUAGAGACUAUAUUUGCUAAAGGAAUGUCAGUAGUAGAAUCUAAGAAAUUAACUUUACCAGAAAUUAAAGAACAAGUUUCAUUGGAUAUACCUCUUAGUAGGUGUCGGUUCCGAAAGAAAACAUGGAAGAAUCCUGGUGUGGUCUAUUUAGAUUCUCAGAUAUAUGAUGAUGAUAUAGCUAUAUUUCCUAAUUGGGAAGUUUUCUUAGAGGUCUUAGAUGGCCCUGAAACCAAGACAGUGGCAACUCAACUAGCUGUGUAUGUAAGAAGAUGGAGAUCUUCAACUUAUACAUUUGAACCUUUUCAAGAAGUCGUUUUACGUCAGGAAACUCUUGAAGAACUCAAAACAAAGAUCUCAGAAAUAAGUUCAAUACCUGUUGAUAAUAUAGAUUAUGGAAAGGGAAAAGGGACAUUUCCUUGUGAAUUAUCAGUAUUAGAAGUGGAUACAGAAGUUGAUUGGAACCCACCCUGUGUUAAAUUAAGUCAGCUCUAUAUCUGUGAUGAUGGACAUGUGAUAUAUUACAAAGAUAGAACUGAGCAACCUGGUGAACUGACAGAAGAACAGAAAAAAGAGAUGCAACAGAAAGAGAAUAUAAGGAUCGCUAAAUACAGCCCGAAAAUGUUGACCUAUUCACCAAGAAAAGAGAAAGCUUUGAAGAUUUAUACAGAUGAUAGUCCACCAUCUUCUAGUAAACUUUCUCUCGAUAUUGAUUAA